Messenger RNA from Brugia malayi, 222 nucleotides. RefSeq lists its product as uncharacterized. The transcript has 2 exons. The record is from RefSeq and is a predicted model, not a curated record. The coding region runs from base 1 to 222 and encodes 73 amino acids. NCBI's taxonomy places the organism in Eukaryota, Metazoa, Nematoda, Chromadorea, Rhabditida, Onchocercidae.
AUGAAUUGGCUAUGCUAUUGGAUACGGUUUGGUUUUUUAACAUUAACUGAUUCAUAUGCUAAAACUAUCAAUGCUAUUUUUCCCUUUUUUUGGCUAAUUAAGACUGCAGUUUUACUCUUUUUGAUGUUACCACAGACGUGUGGCGCACAACGUCUUCACAACAAAUUAAUCAAUCCACAGUAUGAAAAAUUACGUGUAAUGUUAUUACAAUGCAUUUUAUGA